GGGAAUUGAAUCGGUUUGAAUGUACAUACAGUAUCUCUUAUGUAUGAUGCUUCACUGCCAGGCCAGCUGGUACAGCUAAUAUACCAAAAAGUGCAAUAAAAGACAAAGACUCGAAGUUGUGCAUCGGGCGUUGAAUCAAGUCGCCGCAAUGCACAAGCUGUGAGGCUACAAGUUCCCUAACAACUCCUGACCACCUCAGCCUUGCCGAUUACAGCCACACCCGAGUUGGGUGCACACCUCUCCGAUCCAUGAAGAUGAAUUACAACUCAAGAGCUCUAUGGAGCAGAUAUCGUCAUGUCAGUGACUACAUCUCAUGUUCCAAAAGCCCCAAAACGAUACAAUGGAGGCGGAUGACCAAUCAUACGUCGAAAUAUACCCGGUCAUGUCAGCCUCCUCAACGCGCUCUUCAAGCGAACACAUAUCUUCCAGCGUCAGCGCGGUAUCUAGCAACAUCAUCAACAGCUACAGCAACGUUAACGUCGACUCAAUCACAGCAGGAUCUACCUGCCGUGUACAAGCCUCCCACCACCGGCAUCAUCUCACGGCUGCCUUCUUCAUGGAUCCCCUACGCUGAGCUAAUCCGCCUGGAUAAACCUGCCGGCACAUACUAUUUGUUCUUCCCAUGCAUGUUCUCGACACUACUAGCCGCGCCAAUGGCAGUACCAAUGGCGACACCGCUCGAAGUGGUAUCUACAACAACUCUAUUCUUCGCCGGCGCCCUGAUCAUGCGCGGAGCCGGCUGCACUAUUAACGACCUAUGGGACCGCAACCUAGAUCCUUUCGUUGAACGGACACGUCUACGACCGAUUGCCCGGAAAGCCGUAUCUGUCCAGAAUGCAGUGAUUUAUCUGGGCGCCCAGUUGGUUGCCGGGUUGGCUAUUUUACUACAAUUUCCCCUGCCAUGUUUAUACUAUGGCGUGCCCAGUCUGCUGCUGGUCACCACAUACCCUCUGGCGAAACGAGUGACGCACUAUCCGCAGUUCGUCCUCGGGUUGACUUUCUCCUGGGGUGCCAUCAUGGGUUUUCCCGCACUAGGAAUAGAUCUCUUGUCCGACCCUUCGGCACUGGCGGCCGCUACCGCGCUGUAUUCCAGCUGCGUGGCUUGGACGCUGGUGUACGAUAUGAUAUAUGCGUACAUGGACAUCAAGGACGACGCCAAAGUAGGCAUCAAAUCCAUCGCGCAAGCACACGAGCACAACGCAAAGACUGCGCUCUCCGUCUUUUCGGCGGUCCAGGUAGGGCUGCUCGCGACGGCAGGAUAUUUCGCUGGUGCCGGUCCCAUCUUCUUCGUUGGGAGUUGCGGGGGCGCGGUAUUGACGUUGGGCACCAUGAUCCGGCGGGUGAACCUCAAAGACGUCAAGGAUUGUUGGUGGUGGUUCAGGAACGGCGCCUGGCUGACUGGAGGAACCAUCUCUCUCGGCCUGCUGGGUGACUAUCUCUACCGUCGUUCUAACAAGGACGAAUAGCAGGUCUGACCCCCUGUGUACCAUUAUAAUACGCAUCCGCGGCGCUCUCCAAGGGAUGUAGAACUGAACGGCAAUCGCUGGACCAUUUGUUCUCUUUCAGGUUGUGUUUUGUGCAGGAGUCCGAAGCUCCAAAUAACUCUCAAUAUAUUCAACAAUCAAUUUCCAAUCCAUCAUAGCACCAUCACCUACGUCGCCACAAGCCAGCUCUUUCUCCAUAGGCCUUAGAACCGUGACCCAUCCUUC
Messenger RNA from Exophiala dermatitidis NIH/UT8656, 1709 nucleotides. Its product is annotated as 4-hydroxybenzoate hexaprenyltransferase. Gene Ontology annotation, molecular function: 4-hydroxybenzoate polyprenyltransferase activity. Bases 249 to 1466 code for a protein of 405 amino acids. The record is from RefSeq and is a predicted model, not a curated record. The transcript has a single exon. Gene Ontology annotation, cellular component: mitochondrial inner membrane. Gene Ontology annotation, biological process: ubiquinone biosynthetic process. NCBI's taxonomy places the organism in Eukaryota, Fungi, Ascomycota, Eurotiomycetes, Chaetothyriales, Herpotrichiellaceae.